GCUUGGCUCUCUGCUCUUCCGAGCCUGGCUCUCCGUCCACCCCUGGCAAGCCUUACUUUUCCUUUGCCCCAGGGGGCGGCUGCCCGCCAGCCCUGAACCGGUGCAAACACCCAAGCCGUUUCCAAGCUCUCCUAAGCCAGUAUUUUCCCACUUGCCUUUCUCUGGGGUUCUUCUUCCACGAGCCAGUUCGAGACCAACCCCCUCCCCGCCUUGAGAAUUGUUUUGUUGGACCGCUGUACAGAGGCGUGUAAAACGCGAGGACUUUAUUCUCAUUUUCCUUUCCUUCCCUUCUGGGCAACGGAGCAAUGAAAUUUCCAAUCGAGACUCCAAGAAAACAGGUGAACUGGGAUCCGAAAGUGGCCGUUCCUGCAGCCGCGCCCCCGGUGUGCCAGUCCAAGGGCACCAGUAACGGGCACUACCCGGCCCCACGCCUCUCCAUCUCCUCCCGAGCCACGGUGGUAGCCAGGAUGGAAGGCGCCUCCCAAGGGGGCCUGCAGACCGUCAUGAAGUGGAAAACGGUGGUGGCCAUCUUUGUGGUUGUGGUGGUCUACCUGGUCACCGGUGGCCUGGUCUUCCGAGCGCUGGAACAGCCCUUUGAGAGCAGCCAGAAGAACACCAUUGCCCUGGAGAAGGCAGAAUUCCUGCGGGACCAUGUGUGUGUGAGCCCCCAGGAGCUGGAGACCUUGAUCCAGCAUGCCCUUGACGCUGACAACGCAGGCGUAAGUCCAAUAGGAAACUCUUCCAACAACAGCAGUCACUGGGACCUCGGAAGUGCCUUUUUCUUUGCUGGAACUGUCAUCACCACCAUAGGGUAUGGGAAUAUUGCUCCAAGCACGGAAGGAGGCAAAAUCUUUUGUAUUUUAUAUGCCAUCUUUGGAAUUCCGCUCUUUGGUUUCUUAUUGGCUGGAAUCGGAGACCAACUUGGAACCAUCUUUGGCAAAAGCAUUGCAAGAGUGGAGAAGGUCUUUCGAAAAAAGCAAGUGAGUCAGACCAAGAUCCGGGUCAUCUCAACCAUCCUGUUCAUCUUGGCUGGCUGCAUUGUGUUUGUGACCAUCCCCGCCGUCAUUUUCAAAUACAUCGAGGGAUGGACAGCCUUGGAGUCCAUUUACUUUGUGGUGGUCACUCUCACCACCGUGGGCUUUGGUGAUUUUGUGGCAGGGGGAAACGCUGGCAUCAAUUACCGGGAGUGGUAUAAGCCCCUAGUGUGGUUUUGGAUCCUGGUUGGUCUUGCCUACUUUGCAGCUGUCCUCAGUAUGAUCGGAGACUGGCUACGGGUUCUGUCCAAAAAGACAAAGGAAGAGGUCGGUGAAAUCAAGGCCCAUGCGGCCGAGUGGAAGGCCAACGUGACGGCCGAGUUCCGGGAGACGCGGCGGCGGCUGAGCGUGGAGAUCCACGACAAGCUGCAGCGAGCCGCCACCAUCCGCAGCAUGGAGCGCCGGCGCCUGGGCUUGGACCAGCGGGCGCACUCGCUGGACAUGCUCUCCCCGGAGAAGCGCUCGGUCUUCGCGGCGCUGGACACCGGCCGCUUCAAGGCCUCCUCGCAGGAAAGCAUCAACAACAGGCCCAACAACCUGCGCCUGAAGGGCUCCGAGCAGCUGAACAAGCACGGGCAGGGGGCCUCGGAGGACAACAUCAUCAACAAGUUCGGCUCCACCUCCAGACUCACCAAGAGGAAAAACAAGGACCUCAAAAAGACCUUGCCCGAGGACGUCCAGAAAAUCUACAAGACCUUCCGGAAUUACUCCCUGGACGAGCAGAAGAAACAGGAGGAGACGGAAAAGAUGUGCAACUCUGACCACUCCAGCACCGCCAUGUUGACGGACUACGCGCAGCAGCCCGCGGGGACCGAGAACGGCGCGCUCCCCGCCGACACCAAAGACAGGGAACUCGAGAACAACUCGUUACUUGAAGACAGAAACUAAACGUUACGGGCAUUGGACUCGACCAAGCCGUUGUGUUUUGUUUUUUGUUUGUUUCUUUUUUAAUAUAUAUAUAUAUAUAUUCACCCCGAGACACGUGCCUUAAACAGACUUCUCCUUAGUCCGAAAUUACACAGCAUCGAAGAAUAUAUUUCACUGUGCCAUAAACGACUGAGAAAGCUCGCUCUGCCACAAGGACUUUCACGUGGCCGAGGAGGGCACCCAGGAUGGUGCAUCCCUGCGCCCUCGCCUCGGCCUGGCGCGGAGACAAGGGCAGCUUCUCCUAGACCACCAGCCUUCUGGAGGGAACAGGUGUGUCUGAGAGGGAAUCUCCUUGUCCUGCACCCACCCGACGUGCUGUGUGCACACACUGAGGGGGGAGAACUGGGUGGGAUCUGUAUCGGCGCGCGCUGCGCCCGAAUUUGGACACAAACUAUUCCGUGCAAAGCUAGUCUUUCUCAGCUCCCAACGAAUGUCCGAAUGUCCGCGGGACCCAGGACCGCCUGGAGUUUGUUGGACACAGAUCAGAGCACACGUAUUAAAAGGUGCAAUCGCUUUCCUCGCGGAAGAAAACAAAAAUGUUCACAAACACAUCACACUGUGGCGAUCACCUUAACCAAUGACAGAAGGCUCCUGACUUCUGUCUGUCUGUCUCGCAGAGGUGGGGAACCCAAGUGAACUUGCAAGCAUCGGCGAAAAAAAAAAUCCCACCUCCACUGCUGCAUGGUGACGGGCACAUCAAGCGCUUUCUUCAGUGGGUGCGAAGGUGACAAUAAACUGGCUGUGAAACGGUCACGUUCACUUUUCUAGUGGAACUUUGGUUACACCUUGUUUUGAUAAGAGGGGGAGAAAUACCAAAACACUUGCCUUGCAUGAUGCCGGUGGCUUUCCUGUUCUGUCUAGCGGACCCUCGAUUUUGAUACGAGACAUCUGCACGCCUGAGACAUACCAAGGAGGACCGAGGCAUCAUUCCACCUCAGGGCUUUUUGUCCCUUUGGGUGUCUUAGGGUAGACCUAGUGAUGAGACCCCAUGUUGCUCCAAACAAAAGGAAAUCGGAAACCCAAACCUUGUACCAUAAGAUUGAAUUGUUUUAAUUGCUUGCAGCUUAAGUGCCAUUAAUGCCAUUUAAAAAAGUAAUCCUUAAAAAAGAAGUAUUUUCAAGAUUCCCCUUUUACGUUUGGGCAUUCCUUUCUACUGAGAGCAUUGCUUCCUUUCCUCACUUUUC
Condylura cristata (star-nosed mole) is the source of this 3145-nucleotide messenger RNA. It is a transcript of the gene KCNK10, whose product is annotated as potassium channel, two pore domain subfamily K, member 10. Gene Ontology annotation, cellular component: membrane. The transcript is spliced from 7 exons. The record is from RefSeq and is a predicted model, not a curated record. NCBI's taxonomy places the organism in Eukaryota, Metazoa, Chordata, Mammalia, Eulipotyphla, Talpidae. Gene Ontology annotation, molecular function: potassium ion leak channel activity. Gene Ontology annotation, biological process: potassium ion transmembrane transport; stabilization of membrane potential. Bases 306 to 1922 code for a protein of 538 amino acids.